GGGAUCUCUGCACUUGUGAUGUUCUGUUAGGUUUUUGAUCCGAUCCAACCGAAUUGUUGAUGUUGAUUGUGUUGAAACAAGGAUUACUUCUAGGGUUAAAUCUCUGGUUGUGGAUGUCACGUUUUAUUGGAUCAUGUUCUAGGUCAUGUUCCGUUCAUAAUUGAUUCGAGUCUGGUCUGGGAUUCAUAAUUGAUUCGAGUCUGGGAUUCAUAAUUGAUUCGAGCCUGGAAUUCAUAAUUGAUUCGAGCCUGGAAUUCAUAAUUGAUUCGAGUCUGGGAUUCAUAAUUGAUUCGAGUCUGGGAUUCAUAUUUAAUUCGAGUCUGGGAUUCAUAUUUGAUUCGAGUCUGGGAUUCAUAUUUGAUUUUGUAUUUGGUGGAGAAAUCAUCGUGGAGAAAAGUUUUCUUCCCAUGGUUUUGGAGUUCCAGCGGCUCAUUGUACCAAAGGGUUUCAAGUUAAUCCUUCCAGCUGUGACCGACUCUCUCUGCUGCCAAAGUCUUCUUCACAUGGUUUUGGAGUUGCUGCUCAAGGUGUCAAAAAGUUUCAUGCCAGCUGUGAUCGUCUCUCACAGGUGCCAAAGUCUUCGUCACAUCAUUUUGGAGUUCCAUCAGCUCAUUUGAUCAGAAGUUUUCAUGCUAACCCAACCAACCGUGAACGAUUCUCUCGUGUGCUAAAGAAUUCGUCUACGCAGGUCAAGAUGAAGCUGUUAAAUUUUCAGAGUUCUGUUACCAAGAGUUGGUCUGAUUUGCCCGAAAGUGUCAGAGACAAGUUGGUGGAAGUUGCCCUCAGCACUUUGGCUGCUACGCUUGAGUGGUCUGUAUACAGCCUUUGGAAAAGUUUUCUUGGAGUUUUGGGAGGUGGUGCUAAGGGUGAGGCCAAAGCUUCAGGUGAAGCAGCAGCCAAAGCUUCAGGUGAAGUGAAGGUGGAAUUAGCUAUCCUGAAGAUGGAAGUUGCUCUUGAGAAGAUGCACAGAGAGACUGAAAAGAUGAAGUAUGAUGCUGACAAGAUGAGAUCUGAAGCUGACAAGAUGAAAUCUGAAGCUGACAAGAUGCGUGGAGAAGCCGAGAAGAUGAAAUCAGAUUCCGAUAAGAUGCGCAAUGAAGCUGAUAAACUGAGAUAUGAGAUAGAAGUGAUAAAGAUGUGGACUCUGCUGCUGACAAAAUCUUCGUCAGAUCGCAAAUGGUUUGCUGCUAACAACCGGAAGGAUUGAUACUGCCACCAUGUUGAACAUGAAAGGCCAACGUCUUGUGCAGCUGGUUGUUAGUAGAACGAAGCCUGAUGUUUGUGUAAAAACUGUGGUUCCCCGCUUGACUGUUUGUGUUAGCACUCUGUAGAACUUACAUGUCAGUGGUAACAUUCUGGGUUUCCAUUUCAUACCAUACUGUUUAGGAGCUGGAUCAUUUCCCAAUGUGAUCAGAUUACAGCUGAAGUUUUGAAUAUAUGUCGUGAGAUUGCUGAGAUUAAAAUGGUUGGUCCGCUGA
This is a messenger RNA of Sorghum bicolor (sorghum), 1478 nucleotides long. RefSeq lists its product as uncharacterized. The record is from RefSeq and is a predicted model, not a curated record. Bases 695 to 1207 code for a protein of 170 amino acids. Lineage: Eukaryota; Viridiplantae; Streptophyta; Magnoliopsida; Poales; Poaceae. The transcript is spliced from 7 exons.